UUACACCUUCGUAAAAUGGGCUAGCGAUAUGUGAAUUAAGGGAGGAAUCAAUAGAGGCAACGACUUUAUGCUACGACGACCGAACUUGAAGAAAGUUGAGAAGAUCAAAACCAGUUGGCGUGACAAAGAAAAACCAAAAAUGAAUCCUCAAAUCUGGCACAAAGUUGCUGCUAUUUCUGGUGUAGCUGCUCUUGGGUUAGGAACUUAUGGAGCUCAUGUCUUCAAGCCCAAAAAUCCCACUUACAAAGAGGUGUGGAAUACUGCAUCACUGUACCAUUUGGUUCACACUGCUGCCCUUGUUUCUGCUCCUAUCACUAAACAUCCAAACAUUUUUGGAGGACUGCUAACUGGUGGAAUUAUCGCAUGUGAGACAGUGAGAUUGAGUACUCUGAGAGUGUGAGCUUAUGAACGAGAUGCGUUGCAUUUGACAUGCGUACUUGUGAUACAUGCAUAGAGAUGUUGGCCAUUGAUGUUGUGUUCGUUGAGAGCUGGAUCUAAAGAUGUACCUGCGUUCCAGUUGUAGCUGCCUCUUGUUCGCGGUAGCCUUAGAACUAUAAAACUCUGUUU
This is a messenger RNA of Nicotiana tabacum (common tobacco), 567 nucleotides long. RefSeq lists its product as uncharacterized. The record is from RefSeq and is a predicted model, not a curated record. Lineage: Eukaryota; Viridiplantae; Streptophyta; Magnoliopsida; Solanales; Solanaceae. Gene Ontology annotation, cellular component: membrane.